AAAUGAAAGGCGAACCAACAAUUGAAUGAUAUUCGUAAUGGGAUUAGCAAGAAAUAUUUGCAGCUUGUAUCAAAACUACUGUCAUACGAAAGCUAAACAAAACUCCAUCGUUAUUGUUUUGAAAAUCAUUCGAUCGAUUUGACGAUUGAUCACAUGACUGAAUGAUGAUUCAUUCGUUUGGUUGCAGGGAUUUUAGUUUGGUGGUUGAAUGAUUUUCGGUAUGAGGCACGGGAGUAAAUGCUUUCCUAUAGUUUUGUGACGAUUAUCACUCACAACACACCCCAAGCAAAAAAUCAUUCAUAAAUUGUGUAAAUUUUAGUUUUAUAACAGGAUGAUUUUCAUUUAUUUGAAGUCAGUCAAAUCAUUCUGUUGUAAAAUCAUUCAAAAUCCAGAUUCUGUGGAUCUGUAACGCAUUGAAUGAAGAAUCAUUCUCCAUACGGCGGGGGUUUUCGUUCAGUGUGAGAGCGAGCUGUCAGAAUCGUUUUCGGCGUUUUUCGCUGCACCCCCCCAUGUGAGUUAAGUAAUCGCUCUUCUAUCGUCGGGCGGCUCCGUUCUGGUCAGCAAUAUUUAAUUAUUGCUUAGCUCUUUCGGAAGUUUUCACGGGAUUCCGGUGGUAGACAGUGCGCUGGUCGUCGAUGGUUUAAGCCGCGGUUCGCGUGUUCAGUGUGGGUUGACGGGAUUUUCGACGGAAUGAUGUGCUAGAUGGUGCUCUCCCGAUCAGAACAACACUGAGGAUUAUGCUGAGAAAAUUGACCAGCAGUUCGGCGACGCGAUGGAUCACGACGCAGCACAUCGGAUCUCUGAGGCAGGGUCCCGGAGGAGUGCACAUCCGCCGGGGGCUGAUUAUAUACCACGACCAUCAUCGACUACAGACAGCUGUUAGCAGUGCCGGCACAAUCAUUUGCUGGAAGGAUGAUUCACGGUGGAGUGCGAAUAGCACCGGCUGCAGGAAGCUGACAAACUCACGGUGGCCGGAGCACAGGUUGCACCAUGGUGCCUCCAAAGGCAAGAACUGGGAGCUAGUUUUAAGGGAUUACAGUAGCAACAUUAGUGAUAAGAAACCGGAGCCAAAAAGUUUGCUAAAGAGGAUAGUCCAGAGUCCGUACGGGAGGUUGAUGCGGGUGGAUCGGCCAAUUGGGUCCUGGCUGCUGUUUUGGCCCUGCGGAUGGAGCAUAGCGCUGAGCGCACCGGCCGGAUGUUGGCCGGAUCUGUGGAUGCUGACCCUGUUUGGGACGGGGGCAUUCAUCAUGAGAGGAGCAGGCUGUACGAUAAACGACAUGUGGGAUCGGGACAUUGACGGAAAAGUGGCCCGGACCAAGACGCGACCGUUGGUUGCCGGAGAGUUGAGUGCAGCGGAUGCUUGGUUCUUCCUAGGAGCUCAGUUGGGCGUCGGGCUGUUGAUCCUGUUGGAACUGAAUUGGUACUCGAUUCUGCUCGGGGCAAGUUCCCUGGGGUUAGUCAUCAUCUAUCCGCUGAUGAAGCGAAUAACCCACUGGCCACAACUGGUCCUGGGAAUGACCUUCAACUGGGGUGCCCUGCUGGGUUGGAGUGCCACCCAAGGCUCGGUCGAUUGGUCCGCUUGCCUGCCGCUGUACGCGGCCGGCGUCUGCUGGACAAUCGUCUACGACACUAUCUACGCCCAUCAGGACAAGGUGGACGACGCCCUGCUGGGAAUCAAAUCGACCGCGAUCCGUUUCGGAGACAACACGAAGCUGUGGCUGAGUGGAUUCACGACGGCAAUGAUCGGCGGUCUGGUAACGUCCGGAGUGGUGUGUGAGCAGACGUGGCCCUACUAUUCGGCCGUCGGAGUGAUAUCGGCCCAUCUGGCGCAUCAGAUCUACUCCCUCAACAUCGACAACCCGACGGAUUGCGCCACAAAGUUCAUCUCCAAUCACCAAGUUGGACUGAUCCUGUUCCUGGGUAUCGUCCUUGGUACCCUGUACAAAGGCUACAGUCAACAACGGGCCACCUCCUCGUCAUCCUCAUCAUCAUCGUCGUCAUCUGCUACCUCGUCGUCCUCGUCAGGACUUCUUCUGGCCGCCGCCAAUCACCAUCAAUCGGCGGCGAGGCAAGCCAGCUAAAAGGAUGUCUCCAUGGCAGCAGUCUGUGGUUUUUAAUUUAUAUCCGCUGCAAUUGUGCUUUAAAACUUUCAGGAAAUUCAAAUUGUGUCAUAUGAUUUGAAGCAUAUAGUAGGCUACUAAAUGUUUAAUAAAUUGGGAAUCGAUUAUUUUAGUGAA
Aedes albopictus (Asian tiger mosquito) is the source of this 2237-nucleotide messenger RNA. RefSeq names its product 4-hydroxybenzoate polyprenyltransferase, mitochondrial-like. The transcript is spliced from 2 exons. Gene Ontology annotation, cellular component: mitochondrial inner membrane. Bases 738 to 2081 code for a protein of 447 amino acids. The record is from RefSeq and is a predicted model, not a curated record. NCBI's taxonomy places the organism in Eukaryota, Metazoa, Arthropoda, Insecta, Diptera, Culicidae. Gene Ontology annotation, biological process: ubiquinone biosynthetic process.